This is a messenger RNA of Camellia sinensis, 1074 nucleotides long. Its product is annotated as steroid 5-alpha-reductase DET2. The record is from RefSeq and is a predicted model, not a curated record. Gene Ontology annotation, biological process: lipid metabolic process. Gene Ontology annotation, molecular function: oxidoreductase activity, acting on the CH-CH group of donors. Lineage: Eukaryota; Viridiplantae; Streptophyta; Magnoliopsida; Ericales; Theaceae.
UGCCUUAUAGAUGUCUUUCCAAUCCACACGCAAAAUUUGAGGGGACAGAGAGAGAGACAGAGGGGAAUGGAGACGAUAGCAAUGGCGGAGAAGAGUUUUGUGUAUGAACAGCCUGACUCUGUUAUCAUGAGAGCUAUGCCUCUGAUAACCCUUUUCGCAGUCUCAUUAUUGGGUUUCUCAGAAAUCAUCGGCAAACACCUCCAGUAUUCAAAGUUCUGGAAUGUUAAUAGCAAUUCUCAGUCCAUGUCAAAGAAGCAGCAGAAGCAGAUCAAGCUCUCCAGUAAAACCGGCAUGCUCAUGUUCUAUGCUCCUGCCUUCCUCGCCGGAGCAGCUUCCUUCUUCCUCUUCCCAGAUGGUGGACUCAGGUUUCUUCUACUCAAAUUGGCUCUAACCAUCCAUUUCUUCAAGAGGGUCUUCGAGGUUCUGUUUGUUCACAAAUACAGCGGAGGCGUGGUUUUGGACUCGGCCAUUCUUGUCUCGGUUGCCUAUUUCAUGUCAACUGCAAGCAUGAUAUAUGUCCAACACCUGACCGAAGGGUAUCCUGAGCCACUUAUUGAUCUGAAAUAUCUAGGGGUUGUUAUAUUUAUAGUGGGGAUCUCUGGAAACUUUUACCACCAUUACCUUCUUUCCAAACUUAGGGAAAAGGGUGACAAAGGAUAUAAACUUCCCAAAGGAGGCCUCUUUCAUCUGGUUAUUUGCCCUCAUUAUCUCUUUGAAAUUCUUGCGUUUCUUGGAAUUUUCUUGAUCUCCCAAACACUGCUUUCAUUCUCUUGUGCUUUGGGUUCAGCUUUGUACUUGGCUGCAAGGAGUUAUGUCACUAGAAAAUGGUAUCUCUCAAAAUUUGAAAAUUUCCCCAGAGAAGUCAAGGCUUUGGUUCCCUAUGUUUUCUAGAUCCUUGGAUGGGAGUGUGAAAAUUAUCUUUAAGUUGUAAUUUUAUGCAUAUAUUGUCAGAAAGAAAGGAAUUUGACACGUUGCAUUUUAGAGAGGCUUUGAAGGUGGAUGUUAUUAUGCAUAGUAUUGAAAUGAUUCCUUAGAGAAAGCAGGAGCUAAUGGACACAUCUGGCUGCCUGAAAU